UGUACACAAAUCAAUUUAGACAGAUUAGUCAUCAAAAAUGUUGCAAUUUCAUGAUUUUCAGCAUCAUGACGGACCUUAUAGGACCUGAUUUUAAUUAUGGCAGCAAAUGAUUAUCCUAGCCGACCACUAGAAAUUGUAAAACCAAGAUCCAAGUCGGCUGUAGCCGGUCCUGGGUCUUCAGAAACCACCCUUGGUGCUAGUGUCUACCUCCCAGUCACUACAGUCAAGAAAGAUUACGGUCCAUCUGAUUCUGGCCUGUUUGCUGAUGAAGACAUUAGGUUUAUGGAUGAAUCUGGAUCUAUGCCGAAUCUGCAUCUGAAACACAGUAAUGAGAUAAAAUCGUCCGUGUCGCCCUCAAGUCAUUCCAAGCCUCCUUCUUCCCCCGUCAAGCCCAUGAUGUCGGUCGAAACUGUCCAGUCGCUCGUUGCUACAGUGCCCAGUCAUAGAACGCAUAGUUCAACAUCGCUCCGAUCUGAUGGCUCCUUCUCCAAGAUCGAAGACGAGGAGAUAAUUGUGUUCACUGAGGCACCAAACAAGAAACUGUUUUGCCGUUUAUGUAAUCAUGUGUUCAAAGAUCCUGUGAUAACUGCUUGUGGUCACACCUACUGUCGAAAAUGUGUCACUUCCAGACCAAAUGGAACCUGCCCGGUGGACAACAAUGCACUGAACGUUGUCGUGGCCAACCUUGCUGUAUCUGAACAAAUCGGGGAGCUCUACAUCCACUGCUGCCAUGGCUGUAAACCCAAAGUCGCCGACUCGGGGUACGAAUAUGAUGAGAGGGGCUGUCCAGUGACUAUGAGGCUCAACAGUAGGAAUGACCAUGAAGAAAGCUGUGAAUAUGCUCCUGUACCAUGUCCUAAUAAUCCAAAUUGUCCAUUAGUUAUCAAAAAGGAUUUGGCUGCACACGUCCGAGCUUGUCAACACGUCCGAUGUCCGCACCACAAGUACAGCUGUGAUUUCAAUGGAACUCAGGAAGAACUAGUGGAACAUUUAGAAACUUGUAAAUUCGAAGGCAUGAAAGAUUUUCUCCAGCGCACAGAUGACAGGAUUGCCGAAUUACAAUUCUCCGUCAGCCAGAAGGACCAAGAGAUCUGUUUCCUGAGGUCCAUGUUGGGGAAAGUGUCGGAGAGACUUGAUAUGUUGGAGGAAAAAAUUGAGACAGUUGAAGACAAGCAGAUCAAGAACAGAUCAGUUGUUCAGGAAGAACUUGCUCAUAUUAACAAUCGGCUCAACCACGAUGUAGCAAUGGGAGCGUAUGAUCCACAGCAAAUCUUCAAGUGCAAGGGUACAUUCGUCGGGCAUCAAGGUCCAGUCUGGUGUCUGUGUGUGCAUGGUGAUUACCUUUUCAGUGGUUCGUCAGAUAAAACCAUCAAGACAUGGGAUCUGUCCGCUAACUACAAGUGCCUGAGGACAAUGGAGGGUCACACUGGUAUCGUACUGGCCUUGACCGUGUUUGGUAACAGACUAUACAGUGGAUCACAAGAUACAACAAUUAUGGUUUGGGACAUGGAAACGCUGCAAGAGAUCAAAGUGAUCGAAGCUCAUGAGAAUCCUGUGUGUACGCUGUGCUGUGAGAGAGACAUGCUGUUUAGUGGAUCGCUAAAGGUUAUAAAGGUGUGGGAUGUACAUACCCAUCAGUUGAAACGUGAGAUCUCGGGUCUGAACCAUUGGGUGCGAGCUCUAGUCUCGUCGAACAAUUACCUCUAUUCGGGCUCGUAUCAAACAAUCAAGAUCUGGAACAUCAACACGUUCGAGUGCGUGAAGAUGCUGGAGACCUCUGGUGGCAGCGUUUAUUCCAUGUGCAUCACAAACCACCACAUUCUUUGCGGCACCUACGAAAACUGUAUUCAUGUUUGGGAGCUGGACUCCUUUGAUCAAGUAACCACCCUAGUGGGUCACUCAGGAACUAUUUACGCUCUUGCUGUUUUACAAACUCCUGCUGGUAUCAAAGUAUUCAGUGCGUCGUAUGAUCGAUCACUCAGGGUGUGGAGCAUGGACAAUAUGAUCUGCACACAGACGCUCGUUCGCCACCAAGGCAGUGUGGCAUGUCUAGCCAUCUCUCGGGGACGCGUUUUCUCUGGGGCGGUCGAUAGCACAGUUAAGGUCUGGCAGUAACCACACGAUGCUGAUGUGAUUUCUAACAGUAUUAAAACAAGCACAAAGUCUCAUGGAUUCUGUCUCAGCUAGUGAAAGAAGGAAAACUCUGCCCAAAUGGGGCCGACUCUUUCGUGGUGGUAGAAUUGAGCUACAGUAGCAUGGGGUAGUUCUUUUUUCAGUUGGUUACCAAACAAGAUAGAGUAACAUGGGGCAGUUAUUUGCCAGUUUGUUACUAUGAAACAUACAUUUAACAUGGGGCAAUAUUCUUUGCUAGUUGGUGAGAUAGAAAACUGUAGUACCAUUGACACUUCUUUGCAGUUAAUGAUAAACGGAAGAAACAGUAACAUGGGGCAAUUAUUUGCCAGUUAGUAAAAACAAUUGUAUGGUAACUUGGGGCAGUUAUUUGCCAGUUGAUAUAAAAAGAUUAUGCUGAUCACAAGGGACUCUUUUUUUCCCGUAGUUGUACAGAAUAGCUGCAAAAAGAUGGAACUGGUAAAGAAGAAAUAUAUGGUUACAUGGGGCAAUUCUUUUCCAGUUGGUAGAAAGGAAAGGUACGGUAAAAUGGGGCAAUUUGUCAUCUGGUAAAAGAGAAGUCUUCAGUUACGCCGAGCUUCUCUUUGCCUUUCUGUUUCCAAACUUCUUUCGGAGAUUAUAUUGGAAAGUGAUUUUGAAAAUUGUGAAAAUGAACACUGUAUUGCUUUAAAUAUGUAUAUUUUACAAAUGUCAUACUGAAACACAUACAAUUGUGUAAAGAUUUUUCAGUGGCAAAUAUUUUGGGAAGAGUAACUUUUAGAAAUUGUGAAAGUGGCCUCUAGAUUUUAUAGAACAAAUAUUUUAUUGUACUGAAAUCUCGGUAAAGUUGGGAAAAUAUCUCCUUCCAUUGUUUUAUUCAGAAUUCUUCAAUCUGUGAUGAGAAAAUUAGAUGGAUUGGAUGGAUUUCUACCAUGAUUGAUUUAGCACAUCAAAUUUUAGCAUAUACGCGUUCAACUUGCACCAGGAAAAUGGAAGGCACAUCUGCAAAUGAAAGCAAAAACAGUGGAAACUCUAGGUAUCCUACUCUAUGUAUGUUCAGAAAGGUUUUAAGAGUGUAUGCUACCUACUUUAAAGAUACUGGCAAAAAAUUUGCAAGUGAGCGCAAUAACUCAAUUUGGGGCCAACUUACAAAUUGGAAUUGUUGCCUGACUGAUUAUUUGAUAACCAUAUAUUUUGUAUAAAUUGCAUAAUCACUCUUUAAACUGUCUCUUUAAAGGGUGCGCUGUUCUUAAUCAUUGGUGGUCUAGGAAAAUAGAAAUGCAUUUAUACACAAUGCCAUAGUGCAGUUACUAUUAUGCAUACAAAUUCGCUGAAACUUGGUUUUCAUAGUACAUUGUGUAUUUCUAUAUUUGCUGAAAGUUCAGUGCGUGUAUAUCUUGUUGGAAAUUUUAAAAUCUUGUUACAAAUUUUAAAAUCUUGUUACAAAUUUUAAAAUCUUUAACUUACAGCGUAGGCCUUUGAAAAUUGUUCUGUCCAGAGGAUCACAGUGUUUUUUUCAUCUGGUUGGUACACCCAAGCUUAAUUUUUAACAUGGCCUUUACAUGUAGCUGUACAUCAUAUAUCAAGUUCAAUCCAAAUCAUUGCUCGCUUAUUUUCUAUAACUGCAUGUCGAGUUGGCCUGAAAGCCCCAAUUUUAAUAUUCCAUCAUGUCAUUUCUUUGAUAAAGCUUAGCAAUUCUUUACUUACAUUUACAUGUAUGUCAAUUUCACCCUGUGUGGUUUUAGCUUCUUUGACAGAAAGGUGGAGUCCAGCGCCUUUUUGUGCCAACAGUUAUUUUUUUUAUUCCUUGAUUGUAAUGGUCGUUUUUGCUGUGCGCGUCAACACACCAGACCUUGUACCCUGACUACUUUGGACAAGCAGAUAUUACUGAUGCAAGCAAUGCAGUUGUUAGUUCAGAUAUGGAUCCGAGAACAGGUUGUUUCUCUGGUUUAAAUCAUCAAGUCAAAUUGAUUGUUACCAGGCAUACCAGACAUUGAAUAUGCAUGGUUUCAGUGCAUUUUUUACGACAGGCAAUGCAAUAUCUGUCAUCGUCAAAAUGCCACAUUAUAAUAAAAAUGAGUCUUUUAUAUAGCGCAAUUCCGUGACACUAUAGUUCUCGCUCAAAGCGCUUUGGGAUAUCAUAUUAUUACCCCGGUCUCCACAGAAAUUAAUCAGAGGUUUCAAGGAGCAACCAGAAGGUGCUCACUUGAACUCGACCAGUAGGGGAACUAAGCAGUGACUCGGCCGGGAGUCGAACCCACGACCUCCUGAUCAUGAGGCCGACUCUCUUGCACUGCACUACCGCUGCCCCGUCAAAAUGCCACAUUGUUCUCGUUGUCUGAUAAACAUCUGAACCUCACAAAUAUCAAAACUUGUUAUUGGCAAUUGUCAAUUGCUAGUGUUUUUUGGAGCUGGAAUUUGGUUCGUUCAGGCCAUUUAAAGAAGCAAAAAAGAAAAGCUUAAACUGCAGAGUAUUAUUUUUUUAACUGCUACUACUUUUAUGUGCGGUGCAAAAAUGUAUAGUCUUUUACAUAAUGCAUGUGUAUUAAACUGGGUUGUUGCUACGCCCCCCAAUAGUCGAAGUUGUGUAAAAAAAACAUCUGAAAACAUCUGUCUGGCUUUGUGUAGAAACAUCAUUCAAUGAAUACAGGAAGUCAUAUGAAAGUAGGAUUGACUGCCCAGAGAAAAAGGUAUUGCCCUCAAAUAUCGGAAAUGGCCAUUUUUACUGAUCUGUAAAUACGUUUUUACUGAUCUGUAAAUAAGUAUAUUAUAACAUACUAUAAAAGACAAUACGCUUUUGAGUUUGAACAACUGGGCCAAGGCAGGUGGUGAUGUCACUUUUUUUUCGUUCCUGGGUACGCCACCAAGGACCUAUAAUGCUUGAAAUGUACGCAAUGUAUAAAAAUGAAAUGAAUGAUGAGUGAAGUUUACACUCAUAUACCGCAAAAUUCAAAAUGACUUUGCUCUACAGGGUGGCCCAGAAUUAUUUUCCCUCACACAAUGGAUACACAAUAGAAUUCUAUUGUCCAGAGGAGAAUAAUUCUGACCCACCCUGUAUAAAUGCAGCGCUUCAACAACAUUGUCUGAACAGCUGGGUUUUUAGCCCACGCCUGAAAAUGGUAACAGUCUUAGCCUUUUGAAUAUCAUGACUGAGCUCAUUCCAAAGUCUAGUCACCAGCACAAGGAAGCUCCUGCCACCGUACGUCUCAAGGCGAUACCCGGGGACCAUUCAUUUAUGAAGACAUAGGGUUCUUUUCUCGCUGAUCAUGUAGUUUUAUUUAUCAUUUAUUCAUCUGUGAAAAACAAAUGCCUAUGUCUUCAGAAGAAAGGAUUUAAAUCCACUGCGAAAGAAAUUCCAUAUGUAAAAAUGUACCGAGAAAUUUCACGCCAUGACAGAAUGUCUUAACGUUGAAGUUGGUGAGACGUAGCCUAGGGACACCACCUGGGGCCAAGGUGUAUAAAAAAUGAAACGAAUCAGUCAAGGAAGUGCCUCUUCAGAAUUAUUGACAAGCUAAAUGAGGAUUUCUAAUAGCAAAUAAGAUUUGUAUAUGUAUUCUAAUGAAAUGAUAAAAA
Molecule: messenger RNA, 5682 nt
Organism: Lineus longissimus
Lineage: Eukaryota; Metazoa; Nemertea; Pilidiophora; Heteronemertea; Lineidae
Product: E3 ubiquitin-protein ligase TRAF7-like
Exons: 19
Coding region: 97-2115 (672 amino acids)
Biological process (GO): protein ubiquitination
Molecular function (GO): zinc ion binding; protein binding; ubiquitin-protein transferase activity
Source: RefSeq, a predicted model, not a curated record